AAUAACAAAAAUAAUAUAAUUUGCUUCUCCUUCUUCUCCUCUUUCUUUCUGUGUGCGCGUCUUCAAUAGCAGGACAACCAAAUGAAACUGAACUUCCUGUUAAAACCCUUUUCUCCAUUGAUAAAUCUGUUUAUUAUUAUUUCCUUUCUUCUUGCAAGAAAGGUUUUAUGUAUAGAUCCUUAUUUCUUGGCCUGCAACCCUAAAACUUGUGGCGAUGGCCAAAACAUAACCUUUCCUUUCUUUAUUGAAGACCAGCAAGAAUCUUUUUGUGGGUAUCCUGGAUUCAAUCUUUCUUGCCAAAAUGGGCAUCCAAUUCUUAAUUUACAAGACAAUAACUAUAUUAUCCAAGAAAUCAACUACAGAAACCAGUCUCUUCGUGUUUCAAACGCUGCCAUUUUCAAUACAAGCAAUACUUGCGAUCCUUCUUCUUCUUUCAGUUUCAAGAACAUGACACUAUCCGAUGAUAGGUUUAGUUUAUCCCCUAACCAAACAGGCCUCUUCUUCCUAUACCAUUGCAACUCAACACUGAUUAGAGACGGUAAUAAUAGUGAUCUUAGAAAAUAUGAGGUUGAUUGCUUUGGCAAGAGUGACAGUGGGUCGACUCUAUCAAUAUUAGAGGACGAUCCUUCCUUCAGAAAAGCAGAAGAAGUGUGUGAAGGAGAAGUGGUUGUGCCUGUUGAUUUGCAGAAAGGAGAGAGUAGUAAUGGGUUUGAAAGGAUGAUAGAGAAAGGGUUUUCGUUGGACUGGACAGCAAGUAAUUGUAGUAUUUGUGAAAAUAGCGGUGGCAAAUGUGGGUUUGAUAAUAAGACUUACCAUUUUACGUGUUUCUGCCCAGACAGGCCUCAUGCUUGGAGUUGCCCAGAUAUUAUCUCUGAGAACUCUAGAACUAGAAGAGUGGCGCUUAAAGCUACAAUACCAAUAGCAACUGCUGGAAUUGGGGUACUGAUAAUUAUUACAGUCUUCUGCAUCAGGAGAAAACGCUUAUCCAGUAAUUUCAGGUCCUGCUGGAGGAUAAGAACACAAGAUUUUCAAAGUAUUGAGGCCUUUCUAAGAAGCCAUGGACCGCUGGCACUAAAAAGAUAUGAAUAUUCUGAAGUUAAGAAAAUCACAGGGUCUUUUAAAUUUAAAAUAGGCCAAGGAGGGUAUGGAAGUGUGUAUAAAGGUGAGUUACCUGAUGGAUGUCUUGUAGCAGUAAAAGUCUUGAAAGAAUCAAAGAGCAGUGGAGAAGAAUUUAUUAAUGAAGUUGCAAGUGUCAGUAGAACUUCCCAUGUCAACAUUGUUACUCUAUUAGGAUUUUGCUUUGAGGGUUCCAAACAAGCUCUUAUCUAUGAGUUCAUCUCCAAUGGAUCUCUUGAAAAGUACAUAUAUAAAGAAAAUUCUUUGAAAUCCAAUCAACAAAUAGGAUGGGGAACUUUAUUUGAAAUUGCAGUUGGCAUUGCACAAGGAUUGGAGUACUUACACCGAGGUUGUAACACAAGGAUAUUACAUUUUGACAUAAAGCCUCACAACAUUCUUCUGGAUGAAAAUUUCUGUCCUAAAAUAUCAGAUUUUGGUCUUUCUAAGAUAUGUACUAAAAGGGAGAGCAUCGUGUCAAUGAUGGGUGCGAGAGGGACAAUUGGAUAUAUUGCACCUGAAGUAUUUUACAGAAACAUUGGUGGGGUUUCUCACAAAUCUGAUGUUUACAGCUAUGGAAUGCUGGUGCUAGAAAUGGUUGGAGCAAGAAAUAAAAUUAGUGCAGAAAUUGAUCAUACAAGUGAUGUAUAUUUUCCGGAUUGGAUAUACAAACGUCUUGAACUAGACCAAGAACUUGGACUUUGCGGGAUCAACAAUGAAGAGGAAAACCAGAUUGCAAGAAAACUGGUAUUAGUGAGUUUGUGGUGCAUACAAACUAACCCUUCAAACCGGCCCUCAAUGGAUAGAGUAGUGGAAUUGCUGAAAGGAAGCCCUGUGUCUCUGGAAGUCCCACCUAGACCUUAUAUGUCUUCCCCUUCAAGAUCCCUUGUACCAUCAAUGGCUGAUUCUUUGACUACAACUACUACGACAGGCUGACUUAUUAUUAUCACUUCUUUUUUUUUU
Jatropha curcas is the source of this 2076-nucleotide messenger RNA. Its product is annotated as LEAF RUST 10 DISEASE-RESISTANCE LOCUS RECEPTOR-LIKE PROTEIN KINASE-like 2.1. The record is from RefSeq and is a predicted model, not a curated record. Gene Ontology annotation, molecular function: polysaccharide binding; protein kinase activity; ATP binding. Gene Ontology annotation, biological process: protein phosphorylation. Lineage: Eukaryota; Viridiplantae; Streptophyta; Magnoliopsida; Malpighiales; Euphorbiaceae.